AAACAUUACAUAUAUAAGGCAGAAAUCCUGGUGAGUGGAACUUUUACGUUAAUUGUUUGAGUUGGAUUGAUAUCGAAAAAAGCACCAUAACGGCGAAAUCGAGUUAAUUGUGUAAAUCAACCAAACGAUCUCUACAGUUAAUAUUUUUUGGUCAUCCCUCAUUUCUAACUUGCGAAGAGCCAAUUGAUAAGCAACCACCCUUCCCUCAGAAAUGGCGUCCUCAACGGAACAGACAUCAAACAGUUCUGUUUCGCAAUUGUUGUCCACGUUAAUCCCUAACUUGGCCAUCUUUGCGGUAUUCCUUGGUAUUUUUGUUAUAUUAAGAAAGAAGCAAGUCAGAGUUUAUGAGCCUCGUUCCCAGGUCUCUACCCUUCCAAAGGAUCUCAAACCAGAAGCAUCUCCACGUGGUGCUUUCAGCUGGAUCCACAGUUUGUUGGGUAAAUCAGAAUCCUUCUUGAUUCAACAAACAGGUGCUGAUGGCUACUUCUUCGCCCGUUACUUGUUCGAAUUUGCUGCAGUUGCCCUCUUAGGUUGUUUCAUUACCUGGCCAAUCUUGUUCCCAAUCAAUGCUACCAAUUCGUCAAAGACCCAAGGUCUUGACAGAAUUUCCAUUUCAAAUAUCAGCAACAAAUGGAGAGUUUUGGCUCACAUCUUCCUUUCUUGGAUUUUCUUUGGUGCAGUUAUCUUUUUGAUUUACAGAGAAUUGGUUUACUACACCACCUUUAGACACGUUUUACAAACUACCCCAUUGUAUGACUCCUUGUUAUCUUCCAGAACUCUUUUGUUGACUGAAAUUCCAGACAGUCUUUUGGAAGAAGCUAACUUGAGAGAAAACUUCCCAACUGCAACCAAUGUUUGGUACGCUAGAGACUAUGAAAAGUUAGAGGAGGAUGUCAAGGAACGUAAAAAGUUGGCUGCAAAGUAUGAAGGUGCAUUGAAUAAGGUUGUUACUAAGGCCGUUAAGUUGAGAAACAAGGCUGUCAAGAAAAACAAGCCAGUUCCUGAGCCUGCUGACGACUUGAACAAGUAUUUGAAGGAUGGUAAAAAGAGACCUACUCACAGAUUAAAGUUUUUGAUCGGUAAGAAGGUUGAUACAUUGGACUAUGGUGUUGAAAGAUUGGGAGAAUUGAACAAAAAAAUCAAGAAGCAACAGUUGGAACACGGUUCCAACACUCAGGUCCCAUCUGUUUUUAUUGAAUUCCCAACUCAAUUGGAAUUACAAAAGGCUUACCAGGCCAUUCCUUACAACCCUGAAUUCAAAGGUGCCAAGAGAUUCAACGGUAUUAGCCCUGAUGAUGUGAUCUGGGAAAACUUGGCUUUAACUCCAAACAAGAGAAGAGUCAAGAAGGUCAUUGCAAGCACUAUUUUGACCCUCAUGAUUAUUUUCUGGUGUGUCCCUGUUGCAGUUGUUGGUGCUAUUUCUAAUAUUAACAAUCUUACUGAUAAGGUUCACUUUUUGAGAUUUAUCAACAACAUGCCAAAGCCUAUUAUGGGUGUUAUCACUGGUUUGUUACCUACUAUUGCCUUGGCUAUUUUAAUGUCUUUGGUUCCUCCAUUUAUCAAGAAGAUGGGUAAGGUGUGUGGUUGUAUUACAGUCCAGCAAGUCGAGGCAUACUGUCAAUCGUGGUUUUACGCUUUCCAAAUUGUGAAUGUUUUCAUUGUUGUGACCGUUACAUCUGCUGCUGCAUCCGCUGUUACCACUAUUAUCAGCGACCCAACUUCAGCUUUGACAUUAUUAGCUCAAAAGAUCCCAGCAUCUUCCAAUUUCUACAUCUCAUACUUUUGUUUGCAGGGUUUAACAAUCAGUUCAGGUUUAUUACUCCAAAUGGUGGCUUUGAUCUUGGCCCAAUUCUUGGGUAAGAUUUUGGAUUCUACUCCAAGAGCUAAAUGGAACAGAUACACUACCUUGGGUCAACCUGCUUGGUCCGUUAUUUAUCCAGCAUACCAAUUGUUGACAGUUAUUGCUUUGGUGUAUUCGAUUAUUGCUCCUUUGAUCCUUGGAUUUUCGUUCAUCGCAUUUGUCCUUAUUUACAUUGCAUACCUUUACACUUUGGUCUAUGUCAUGCAACCUAACAAGAAUGAUGCCCGUGGAAGAAACUACCCAAGAUCCUUAUUUCAAUUAUUUGUUGGUUUGUACUUAGCUGAAGUUUGCUUGGUUGCUUUGUUCGUUUUCCAAAAGAACUGGGUUGCUGUUGGCUUGGAAGGUGCAUCUAUCGUGGUCACCGCUGCCGCUCAUAUUUACUUCAAGUUGAGAUUCUUACCAUUAUUUGAUGCUGUUCCUAUUUCAGCAAUCAAAUAUGCUGCUGGUGAUUCAACUUUUACUUAUCCUCAGCAAGACCAAGGUUUGAAGGAAAUCAAGGUAGAAGGUGAAAACUACUGGCAAGGAGGAAACCAAUUAGGUUUGACAGGUAGUCACAGAGACCAAGUAUUGCCACCUAACGCUGAUUUGCAUGCUCUGGAAAAGACUCGUGCAGGGUCUGAAACAACCACCACCAAUGGUGAAAACAAGGUCCUUGGUUCAGACGUCUCAGACAAGCAAAGUGCUAGCAAUGGCUCAAAUCUUGAGAAGCAAGUUGGUGGUGCCAUCAAGGGAGUGGCUGCUACUCCAGGUAAGUCGAUCUCUUGGUUGACUAGAUUCUUCAAUCCAAGUUCCGAGACUUUCGACUUACUUCGUAGCGUUAUGCCAGCUGCCUACUACAAUUACAUUGAGUACAAUCCUGAUUUCAUUAAGACUGCUUACGAAGACCCAGCGGUUACUGAUGAUGAGCCACAUAUUUGGGUUGCAAGAGAUGAUUUGGGAUUAUCUGAAAUUGAGAAGAACAAGGCUCUUGAAAAUGGUGUUGAUGUUUCUGACGAAAAUGCCGGAUUUGAUGAGAAGGGAUCAAUUACCUACACUGGUCCUCCACCAUCGUACGAAGAAGCUUUGAAAAUUUGAAAGUCUCGCAGUAUUGUGACUCGGUUUUGAUUCUUUAUUGUAUUCUUCAUGUGUUUUACUCCCUUCCUUUUGAUGAGCCCCUCUUAAUAAUUAAUUGUUUCAGUUUAUUUUUGUAAUUAAUAAAUGGUUACUUCG
Molecule: messenger RNA, 3070 nt
Organism: Suhomyces tanzawaensis NRRL Y-17324
Lineage: Eukaryota; Fungi; Ascomycota; Pichiomycetes; Serinales; Debaryomycetaceae
Gene: PHM7
Product: Phm7p
Exons: 1
Coding region: 212-2935 (907 amino acids)
Cellular component (GO): plasma membrane
Molecular function (GO): calcium-activated cation channel activity
Source: RefSeq, a predicted model, not a curated record